AUGCUACCCCAAUUACUUGUUGGCAAGGUAGCCGCCAUCACCGGUGGUCUGACCGGCAUUGGACGGGCCAUUGCGCUCGACUAUAUCCGGCACGGCGCCAGUGUCGCAAUCAGCCACCUGGGCGGACCAAAAGAAGACGACCUCCUGCAAGCUCUGAAGAAAGACGUCAACGAGAUCGAAGAAGGCGCUGCUGAAACCCGCUUCAUCACAGUUUCAGGCGAUAUUUCGCAACCCGAGACAGGCAAGAAUUUCGUUGCGAAGACGGUCGAGGCAUUUGGACGUCUAGACGUGUUCGUGAGCAAUGCCGGGGUUUGCCAAUUUGCCGACUUCCUCGAACUUGAACCCUCCCUUCUGAACCACACCGUCUCCACCAACCUCUCCGGAGCUUUCUUUGCCACACAAGCCGCUGCGCGCCAGAUGGCCUUGGUUCAAUCUCCACCCGGUGGCUCCAUUAUCGGUAUAAGUUCCAUUUCUGCGCUCGUCGGUGGUGGAGAACAGACACACUACACACCCACCAAGGCUGGUGUUUUGAGUUUGAUGCAGUCCUGCGCUGUGGCAUUGGGUAAAUAUGGUAUCCGUUGCAACGCCUUGUUACCGGGAACCAUCCGUACGCAGCUGAAUGAUGCCGAUAUGGCUGAUCCGGUCAAGAAGAAGUAUAUGGAAGGACGCAUUCCGUUGGGUAGACUUGGUCAGCCUCCAGAUUUGGCUGGGCCGGCUGUUUUCUUGGCCUGUGAGGAGUUGAGUGGCUACGUGACUGGUGCGCAGCUUUUGGUUGACGGUGGACUCUUUGUCAAUCUACAGUAA
Molecule: messenger RNA, 804 nt
Organism: Penicillium longicatenatum
Lineage: Eukaryota; Fungi; Ascomycota; Eurotiomycetes; Eurotiales; Aspergillaceae
Product: SDR family NAD(P)-dependent oxidoreductase
Exons: 4
Coding region: 1-804 (267 amino acids)
Molecular function (GO): oxidoreductase activity, acting on the CH-OH group of donors, NAD or NADP as acceptor
Source: RefSeq, a predicted model, not a curated record